This is a messenger RNA of Drosophila arizonae, 734 nucleotides long. RefSeq names its product (peptidyl-prolyl cis/trans isomerase) NIMA-interacting 1 dodo (gene dod). Gene Ontology annotation, molecular function: protein binding; peptidyl-prolyl cis-trans isomerase activity. The record is from RefSeq and is a predicted model, not a curated record. Gene Ontology annotation, cellular component: nucleus; cytosol. Lineage: Eukaryota; Metazoa; Arthropoda; Insecta; Diptera; Drosophilidae.
CAUAAACUGGAACAUAUUAUUUAUUCCGAAAAAUCUAGGACAUAUAAAAAACAGCAAGAUGCCAGAAACUGAACACUUGCCCGAAGGAUGGGAAAAACGCACCAGCCGCUCAACUGGUAUGAGCUACUAUCUCAACGUGCACACAAAAGAGUCCCAGUGGGACCAGCCAACCGAGCCGGCGAAAAAGGGGGGCAAUGGCGCCUCAGGUGAUGCCCCCAACGAGGUGCAGUGCCUCCAUUUGCUGGUCAAACACAAAGGCAGCCGACGGCCUAGCUCCUGGCGCGAAGAGAACAUCACACGCACCAAAGAAGAGGCCCAAAUGCUGCUCGAAAUCUAUCGCAAUAAAAUUGUCAACAAUGAGGCGACAUUUGAGGAACUAGCGCGUUCCUAUUCCGAUUGCAGCUCUGCCAAGCGAGGCGGUGACCUGGGCAAAUUCGGACGGGGUCAAAUGCAGGCGCCGUUCGAGAAGGCCGCCUUCGCCUUGAAGGUGGGACAAUUAUCGGACAUUGUUGACACAGACUCCGGCCUGCACAUCAUUCUCCGGAAAUCAUAGAGCAAAUCAACGGAUAACAUGUAGAGGACACGGAAUUAACUUAUUACAAAUUAAGCGAAAUUAAAGCGCUUGAAUGAAAAUCCACUCUUAUAGAGUAUUUUCAUUCGCAUUGCCCUAAAUAUCUCUUAAAUUCCCAUUCAAAUUGUUAGAUCUUUCCUCUGCUUUGUUAAUAAAUAAGACA